Messenger RNA from Cucurbita pepo subsp. pepo (vegetable marrow), 1956 nucleotides. RefSeq names its product Ribosomal L18p/L5e family protein (gene NFD3). Gene Ontology annotation, biological process: translation. NCBI's taxonomy places the organism in Eukaryota, Viridiplantae, Streptophyta, Magnoliopsida, Cucurbitales, Cucurbitaceae. The record is from RefSeq and is a predicted model, not a curated record. Gene Ontology annotation, molecular function: structural constituent of ribosome. Gene Ontology annotation, cellular component: ribosome.
CACUAUAAUUGGGCCGGCAAGUAAGUUAGGGUUUUUUUGUUCGUUCGACAUUCGUAUUCUCGGAACCUCUGCUGCGGCCGAUCGACGACGAUGCGGAGACUUCCCCUCCCUCACCUCUCUUCUCUCUUCCGUUCCUCCUCUCUCUCUCAUGGCUCUUCCUUCUCUUCUUCUCGCCUCUCCAUUUCUCCAUUUUUUGGCACUGAUGCUCGUUCUCCCAUGUCCUCUCUCCACUUUUCUCGCGGAUCGGAGAUCUCUGGAUCCGUUCAAAUAGACAGGCAGGAUUCAGGCUGUGUGGACCUUCCACGUGGUGAUUCUGUGAAUGUUGGACGGGAGAUUGUAGGACGUGCUGGGAAAGGAUUGGGAGCUCAAGGGCCUUGUUGGGGUUUGGCGCGUUCGAGUGAAAAUGUCUCUGUUCCUUAUUCUUCUAGCUCUAGAUGUUAUGUACACUACGAUGGCCGGCCGAAUGCUGAUACAGGAAGGAACUUUAAGUCCAUGAACUUCGUCAGGGGAAUUUUAGAGGAAGAUCGAAUGGAUUUUAUGGGUAGUUCUCAGUUUCCUAGACCACCCAAUAUGGAGCACAAUGCUGAUAUUGUCCAUGUAAAGCUGAUGCGUAACAAUACAUUUAUCACUGUUACGGAUAACAAAGGAAACACAAAGCUUAAGGCCUCUUCUGGCCGUCUUGAAGAACUGAAAGGAGGGCCUAAACUGUCCCGUUAUGCUGCCGAAGCAACUGCAGAGUAUGUUGGCCGUGAAUCUAAAAAAUUGGGGUUGAAAUCAGUUGUGAUGAGGGUGAAAGGCUUUACUUACUUUAAGAAGAAAAAACAAGCGAUCUUGAGUUGGAGAGAUGGUUUUACAGAUUCUAAACGUGAUCAAAAUCCAAUUGUUUACAUUGAAGAUACUACAAGACGUGCUCACAACGGUUGCAGACUUCCAAAGCAACGCCGUGUCUAGGUGUAUGGGACUGGAAUCUUGAUGAUGAUGUCUUUUUAUCUUUGUUGGAAAGUUUUCCUGGUUCAAAUGGAUGUAGCUCGCCUUCAAGUUCCUACUUGCCCUUUGCAAUAAUGAUGACAAUUGGAUGUUUUUCUUUUCAUAUACAUCAGUGUAAAAUUUUCCAGGUUUAAAUUGAUGUAGGUUGCCUUCAAGUGUUCACUUACUGCAGUAACGAUGACGACGGGAUGUUUUUAUAUACACCAACAUCAAAUAAGUGUUUUCUUUUUAUUCAAGUUCAACGACACGUGAGAUUGAAAGAUUCGAAACAGCCUCUUGAUAUAUGCCUUAUCUGUUUGGACUUCAUUUGAGAUAUGCAAUAUCAACUUUCUCCUUGCAGUUGUGCACCACAAAAAAUUCUUGUGGCCAGUGUCCAAUCUUUUUAUGUGGCUAUAGUUUCUUUCCUGUUGUGGAUUAUACAUUUCUCUGAUCUUACUUCUAUCUCUUGACUCAUAGCCUGGAAUGCUUGUUUUACCUUUAGCAUGAAAGAUAUUAGUCUCUAAUUGUGACCAGAUUGCGCCUACCUCAUGAAAAGACAAGGGAAAGUAGCUGGUUUGACUACAGGACAGAGAGAGCUAUUACAGUGAUUUGAUCAACAUUUUUGUGUGCUGAAUUUCUUAUGAAAAUUUGCAGGCUUUUUGAUCAUUGAUGGUGGAUUUAUAUUAUGUAUCUGGUCCCUUAGCAUGGAUGAGCCAUGGGCAUAGCAUGGAGUUGUUUGCUAACAGAGAGCUAUCUUUGAACCAGAAAGUGUUAAUGCAUAGCUCGUAGAAGAAGGUGUUCCACAUGGUUCUGAAUAGAAGAAGGAUGGAGCACAAAAUAACAUGUUAUCUACAGGUUCCUUGGUAUUAUGGCUCAUUUCAGGUUACUGCUGCGCCCAUGGUUGCCUACUGAGCCUUUUCUGGCGAUGUGAUGUGCUAUGGAAAUGAAUAAUGCACUUGUCACUCUGUAAUAUUAAAUGGUAAUUUAACC